Molecule: messenger RNA, 5129 nt
Organism: Trichosurus vulpecula (common brushtail)
Lineage: Eukaryota; Metazoa; Chordata; Mammalia; Diprotodontia; Phalangeridae
Gene: RIMBP2
Product: RIMS binding protein 2
Exons: 21
Coding region: 211-3792 (1193 amino acids)
Biological process (GO): neuromuscular synaptic transmission
Molecular function (GO): protein binding
Source: RefSeq, a predicted model, not a curated record
GAACUAAAGGAUGCUGCACAAGGGAAGAGUCGCCUGAGACUCCAGUAUGCUAACCUUUCCCACAAGGCACUGCAGUAUGAGCAGGUAAAAGCAGACUAUGAUCGACUCAGCCACAUCCUUACCAUAGUGACCAAAGAACGUGAUUUGGCCGUGAAGGAGAAACACCAGCUCCAAGCCAAACUGGAGAAUCUAGAGCAGGUCCUAAAGCAUAUGCGAGAGGCCGCGGAACGGCGGCAACAGUUGGAAUUAGAGCAUGAGCAAGCCUUGGCCGUUCUCAACGCGAAGCAGCGGGAAAUUGAACUCCUGCAGAAGUCCAAGGUUCGAGAGCUGGAAGAGAAAUGUCGGACCCAAAGUGAGCAGUUCAACCUCCUGUCUAGGGAGCUGGAGAAGUUUCGGCAGCAGGCGGGGAAGAUUGAUCUGUUGAGCAGUAACUCUGUGGUGUCUUUGGAUAUUCCGGGAUCCCCUAACAAGCCCUUCACCCACUUUAUGAAUGGAAUAGCCGCCUCCUUUGGCAAAGGUCAGGACAGUACUUCUGGAAGUCAUUCUGUGAUUGCUGAAUUUAUUCGACCCCGACCACUCUCCAGUGACAAACCUGAACCACUGUCUGUCAAACCUACUUUCCUAUCCAGGUCAAGAUCUGGCAGCCCAGGAUGCAGAUUUGAAUCAGACAUGGAUAAUGAACGGAAUUCCAAUACCUCAAAGCAGAAAUAUUCGGGGAAGGUUCAUCUGUGUGUUGCCCGCUACAGUUACAACCCCUUUGAUGGACCAAAUGAAAAUCCGGAAGCCGAACUCCCCCUCACAGCAGGAAAAUACCUCUAUGUAUAUGGUGACAUGGACGAAGAUGGAUUCUAUGAAGGAGAACUACUAGAUGGACAGAGAGGACUGGUCCCUUCCAACUUUGUGGAUUUUGUCCAGGAUAAUGAAUCCCGUUUGUCCAACACGGUGGGGAGUGAACAGGAUCAGAAUUUCAUCAACCAUUCUGGUGUGGGCUUGGAAGGAGAAAGCAUCCUAGAUCUGCAUUCGCCCACCCAAGGAGACUCCAGCAUCAUCAACAAUGGGGCUGGGACGCUGGAUGUGAACAUUGACGAGAUUGGAGAAGACAUUGUGCCUUACCCUAGACGAAUCACCCUUAUCAAACAACUAGCCAAAAGUGUUAUUGUGGGCUGGGACCCCCCGGCUGUGCCACCAGGAUGGGGGACAGUGAUCAGCUACAAUGUCCUUGUUGACAACGAGACCCGCAUGAAUCUCACCCUGGGAAGCAGAACUAAAGCCCUGAUCGAAAAGCUGAACAUUGCAGCCUGCACGUACCGGAUCUCCGUGCAGAGCAUCACGAGCCGGGGGAACUCGGAUGAGCUCCAGUGUACCCUGCUUGUGGGCAAGGAUGUUAUUGUGGCCCCUUCCCACUUACGGGUGGACCACAUCACUCAGAUCUCAGCUGAGCUCUCCUGGCUCCCAACCAACAGCAAUUACAGCCACAUUAUCUUUCUCAAUGAGGAGGAGUUCGACAUUGUCAAGGCGGCAAGGUAUAAGUAUCAGUUUUUUAACCUGAAGCCCAACAUGGCUUACAAAGUGAAGGUUUUGGCGAAACCCCACCAGAUGCCAUGGCAGCUUCCUCUGGAGCAAAGAGAAAAGAAGGAGGCCUUUGUGGAGUUUUCUACUCUGCCAGCAGGUCCUCCAGCUCCACCUCAAGACGUCACCAUUCAAGCCGGGACAACUCCAGCAACCAUACAGGUCUCCUGGAAACCACCAACUCUCACACCCACUGGGAUGUCCAAUGGAGCAAAUGUGUCUGGCUAUGGUGUUUAUGCAAAAGGGCAGAGGGUGGCUGAAGUCAUCUUCCCGACAGCUGACAGCACAACGGUGGAGCUGAUCCGCAUCCGGAACCUGGAAGCCAAGGAGGUGACCGUGAGAACACUUUCCACCCAAGGUGAAUCCAUGGACUCCUUAACAGCUGCCAUUCCACCCGACCUACUGGUGCCUCCAACCCCACACCCUCGAACUACUCCCAAACCUAAGCCAUUAGCAAGUGCCGGAGCCCCAGAUACCAAAGACGAACAGUUGGGUCCCCAUAUCAAAAUGGAUGAGUCUUGGGAGCAGACUCGCUCGGCUGCUCCCACACACAGCCACAUGCUGGAACCUCCGGCAUCCAAUUUUCCGAGCUCGGCUCCUGGGAGGCGGUCACCCUCACCCAAUCGGAUUCUCCCACAGCCGCAGGGCGCCCCAGUCCCCAACACUGUGGCUAAAGCCAUGGCCCGGGAAGCCGCACAACGGAUGGCAGAGAGCAAUCGAUUGGAGAAAAGGAGUCUGUUCGAGGACAGGAGCAGGGCUGGGCAUUAUGCAAACUCUGACGAGGAAGAAGAGGAUGGCUAUGACUCACCAGACAUCAAAAGGAGAGGAGCUUCUGUGGAUGAUUUUCUGAAGGGUUCUGAGCUGGGCAAACAGUCACACUAUGGUCAUGGAGAGGAAUAUCACACAGAGAGCAGCCGGGGCUCCGACCUGUCUGACAUCAUGGAAGAAGAUGAGGAGGAACUGUAUUCAGAAAUGCAGCUGGAGGAUGGGGGCAGGAGGCGGUCCAGUGGAACCCCGCACAACACACUUAAGCUUUUAGGAAAUCCAGCGUCUGCCGGACGGACUGAUAGGGUGGAUCACCCGGGUCGAAGGUUGUCACACGGCAGUGCUGGACCUCAGAGGCCCCGGCCAAUGAUGGUCCCUUCCAUUGAAAUUACAAUGGACAGUAACAGUGAAGGCGGUCGGUCUCGGUCAGGUAGUGAGGGAAAUAUCCCCUCUGUAAAAGAAGAAGCUUAUUGUCGCGGCAUGGGUGGACACAGAAUACGGCAUCUGCAUCGUGCCAUGACCCCUGACCUUAGAUACGAUGGGUACUGCAGCCGGGAUCGACUGUCUCCAGAUCUAUAUGAGGAGUCUGAAACAGACCCCGGCGCCGAGGACCUUUCAGUCCGAAUAUUUGUCGCUCUCUUUGACUAUGAUCCACAUACGAUGUCUCCCAAUCCUGAUGGGGCAGAAGAAGAGUUACCAUUUAAGGAAGGACAGAUCAUUAAGGUUUAUGGAGACAAAGAUGCUGAUGGCUUCUAUCGUGGGGAAACCUGUGCCCGACUCGGCCUUAUACCUUGUAACAUGGUCUCAGAAAUCCAAGCUGAUGAUGAAGAAAUGAUGGACCAGCUCCUUAAACAAGGCUUUCUCCCUCUGAAUACCCCUGUGGAAAAAAUAGUCAACUGUGAUCGUUUCAAAGAGAGCGCUCUCUCUGUACACCGCAGAUCCCGAAAGUCUAAAAGAGAGAGGAACAGACGGAGUGGCCGGCAGCACCCUGUGUCUACAAGAAGAAUGGUCGCUCUCUACGAUUAUGACCCAAGAGAAAGCUCUCCUAACGUUGAUGUAGAGGCAGAACUGACAUUUUGUACAGGAGACAUCAUUACUGUGUUUGGUGAAAUUGACGAAGAUGGAUUUUACUACGGAGAGCUCAAUGGACAAAAGGGCCUGGUUCCUUCAAACUUUCUGGAAGAAGUGCCUGAUGACGUCGAAGUCUACCUUUCGGAUACACCAUCCCGUUAUUCUCAAGAUGUCCCAAUGCGUACCAAGGCUAAAAGGGUUCCUCCUGAGAAUACAGGUACGUCAAGGAGAGCACCAUCCCCCACAGUCCAUCUCCAUUCUGGGUCACCUCCGUCAUCUAUGGGUUCUGGUAGUCCUGGGAGAGGCAGGGAAAGGGCCUCGAAAAAGAAAAAGGGUCUGCUUUCCAAAGGGAAGAAACUUCUGAGAAAACUGGGUGCAGUGAAGUGAUCAUGUACUUCUGGACGACUUAUAACACCUGGCCUAUGUAAUUUCCUUUCAUCCCAAACUAGGGCUUUCAUGACUCACUAAAGGACUUUCUAAAACCAUCUCCUUUUUUCCCCUUCCUUUCUGACACCAGUAGGGGAAAAAUGCAAUUUUGCACUAUGGUCUACUUUGACUGCAAGAGUAAAGUGGGCCUGUUUUUCUUUCCAACUCAUUGUUGCCAAUCUGCUCUGAUUUUCCAAAGUAUGAUUUGUGGGGGAGGGGGGAACCAUUAAUCAACAGGUGGAUGAACAGCUACUGGGGUAGCCCACUCCCCACCUACAAUAUCUCAUCUUUCUGCAUUUGUUACCUGCCCUUAAAGGGAUGACUUUCAAGUUUCUCUUUUUCCAAAUGCUUGCCUCAUGAUGCGUAAAUGUCACUUAACUAUGGUCUUGAAAUUCCUAGUUUAUUCAGCCUUGAUGUUCUGCCUUAUAAAAUGCACAGUGAUUUGUACUGUCUAGUAAAUAUACAGUGUAUACUUUGUAUGUGUUCUACAUUCAAAUGUCUUCAUUCUCAUUGAAACACGAGUUUGAAAUCAAAUAACCUAUUACUGGUUCCAUUUAAUGUCUGUAAUUUGGGAAAAAAAAGAAAAAGGAAAAAGAGAAGUUAUUCCAUUUUGAUUUUGUUUUAGACAUUGGCCUGAGUUCACAGAUUGGGGAAAAAAAGAACUCCACAUACACUUAAUUAUAAAGUUGUCAUGCCCUAGCAAAACACUCUAUAAAACCUACUUUGGGCUACUUUCCUCCAUGUAAUGUCUGAGUCCUUCAACCUAUUGCAAAGCAAGCAUUUUUGCCCCUUCCGUGUUCUUCCGUAGCUGUGCAAGUUUUGGUUCAAUCAUUUUUCAUUUUAUUGAUGUCAGUGUGAAAUACACGGAAAUGGGCUUGUCAGUGAGGUGUCAUGUGUGCAUGUGUGUCAAAAACACUACACCAGGCACAAAAGGCACAAGGAAGGCAUCCUAGAAUUCUGAGCCCCACCUGCUUCCAUGCCCAUUUUUCAGUAUUGGCAUCUGCUGAACAAAAGCGGUCUUACCAGUUGCUGGCCAAUCUAUUUGGCAGUAACUCUUUUGUAACUCUUGUCCCCUUGAAAAUUGUUUUUACUGUUUAUACAUACUUUUCAGACUGCCUUUCUUUUGUAAUUUAUGAAAGGUUUAUAAAUGAUCAAAGCUUCCCCCCAUUGUGUCUUCAAAGAACUCGACUGUAAAUUAUUGUAAAAAAAGCGAUUAUUUGUGUGUGCUAGAUGUAUGAAAUUCAAGACAACUACUGGCCUAAACUUGUGGUUAAACAUUGUGUGGGUGUGUGCAUGUG